Molecule: messenger RNA, 1584 nt
Organism: Linnemannia hyalina
Lineage: Eukaryota; Fungi; Mortierellomycota; Mortierellomycetes; Mortierellales; Mortierellaceae
Source: the annotation of a GenBank genome assembly
AUGGGAAAAAUAAAACUCGACAAGGACCAAAAGGCCUACCUCGAGACCACAGCCGGCUCAGAUAUCACCCUCACAGGAUUCACAAAGGCGACCAAAGCCCAUCUUGGAGCCGUCGAACUGGAAAACAUAUGGUCCCACGCUGCGAUCCCAUACCUGGCCAACCAUACGUCACUCAAUAAACAGCAAGCCGCGCGACGGUUGUUGCAGCACAAGAUCAAGCAGCGGUUGGCAGAGUUCAAAACUGCCGUUAUGAUGCGAAAUCACACGUCAAUCAUGAUGGUUCAUGUCACCCAGGAACUGGAGAUUGUUGCUGCACACCAUGUCAAGGAAUACCGAACUUUUAUGCACGAUGGCGAUGGACAAAAGCACCCUCAGGAGUCGACUGAUGACGAGACAGAGGGCGAGGCUGACCGACCAUCGUCAAAACGGUCCAAACAGGAAGCUGCAACAUCAAAGCUCUUAGGACCAUUACUAUCAAGCGAGGACGAAACAAGUGAUUUCCGGACAACAUCUUUACAGAGCUCGACUCGGAGCUCACUAAACUCGAUCGAGUUUACACACUUCAACAGACUGGUUGGGCGGGGAACCACCUCAUGCCAACUUUCGACCGACGCCAGGAUUAUUGUUGAUGGUGCUGAUAUCUCGCAGAUCUUGAUGGAGGUCCGGCGGGGCGUGUUAAGGAAGCAAAAUGAAGUCCGUGAGGUGGACGAGUUGUUUCUAUUGAAACGCCACCUCACGCCCCGCGCAUACCGAGACCUCUCUCUUACCACCCUCGAACACACACCCCUUCACGACAUCACAACUCUCGCCGACACUGCCGCCUUUGCAGCUCAAAACACCUAUCAAGCAACCCGAGCCUUCAUCGACGACAAGAAAUAUAGUUCUCAGGGACUGGCAGGACGAUUGCUGAGCAUUUACACAUCGAGACCGGCGCUUUGGCAGACUCAAGAUUCCUUCCCGAGUGCGGCGGGUGUUUUGGGGUUGAAUGAGGAUAGUUAUAUGGAGAGUGCUGUCAAGGGGAUUAUUUAUACUGUCAUGGGCGACCUUGAAGUUGUCGAUCACUGGAGCCGAGACCCGUUUCCGACACCUCACCUAUUUGAUGAAGAGUACUACCCCGACUAUUUCGCAGAGCUGGACGGGUUCCCGAUCAUGGUAGCUGAAGUCAAGAAACCAGGCGUGGUCCCACAGGAAGCAAGGAAGGACGACCAAAGAAGGGUUCCAAGCCUACUCAAGUUGGCCAUUGACAGGAUGCUAGAGGCCGGUGUUGUUGAACCCGGCGCCGUUGGGAUUCUUGUCCAAGAUUCGCGGUGUACGGUGUCAGUUUUGACGCUCGAGAAAGAAGCGAUCUACUUGCAUCGCCCUCUAGGGGUAUUCCAGAUCCCUACAAGUAACAUUCAGCUUGGACUCUUAUUGGCAGCCCUCGGGCCCUUGGCCUCUGCAAAGGCGGCGGUCAAGAAAACUUUUGAAGCGGUUGAGAGUAGGUCUGGUUGGGAUACCACCAAGGCGUGGCGUCGACCAUCCUACCACCUGAAGGGUGUCAAGAUCCCAGCUCCUGUCAUUCCAGAGAAUGAUAAAGAGGACUAA